Messenger RNA from Prunus armeniaca (apricot), 936 nucleotides. Lineage: Eukaryota; Viridiplantae; Streptophyta; Magnoliopsida; Rosales; Rosaceae. The record is from the annotation of a GenBank genome assembly.
AUGGAAAAAGAGUCUUCUGAGUCUAAAAGCCAGUCUGAAAGUCCACAUAAUUCUGAUGAAGAUCCUCCAGAAGACCAACAGAGAAUUCUUGCAGGAUGCACAAUGGCACCCAAAAAAGACAAGCAAAAAGAGUCAACCAGCCAAUCUAAGUCUUCCCAAUCGCCUUCCCAGUCGCUCCGAAUCCUCCCUCCAUCCAUGAGUCAAAAUAAGCCAGAUAUUCCCAAGCAGGUGGUGCCUUAUCCAGGUCACCCACCAAUCUCAGUUGCCACUCCAAUCUCAGUUGCCAAUAGAUUUUCUUCUUUAGGCUCCACAAUUGGCCAAAUACGCCCUAGUUAUCAGUCGACCCUAAUCUCCAGUUAUGAUCCCUUCUUUGGUGUUUCCCCUGCUGGACCUUCAGUUGCCUUUAAAAAGUCAUCCCCUUAUAUGCCUAAAAGCAUUUCUCAUUUAUUUGUUCUUGAGCCAAUUUAUGAUGUUCAUUCUGAUCCAGCCGAAAUAGCCAAACACUAUUUUCCUCCUGGAUUUCAUUAUAUGCCUCCCACCAAAUAUAAAGUUCCUUGGAUCCUCAAAUGGUCCUACAAAGUUGACAAAGAUACCCGAGUCCUUGCCCGCCAAUUCUCUGUCAAAUGGUGGGAUAAAUUUGAAGUUGAAAGAAUUGCCAAAUAUGUUUACAAUGAUCUGCCCCAAGAGCCUAUUCAGCAUCCAGUCUCCCCUACUGGUUCGACCCGAUCUUCCCUCUCAGUCGAAGGAAAAUCGAAGUCUGAACUCCAAGAAAUUGCCCGCCAGUUAAUUAUCCAAGCCUCCCAAAUGGAUGAUGAUGAAGACAAUGAUUCCCCUUCAUCGUCUAGUUGCCAGCCCAUGCAAAGCCCUGCCAAAAAGAAGUCCUGGUUUGAAGACAGUCAAGACCCAUAUGAUGGGUAUGAUUUGAAUUCUGACUAA